Molecule: messenger RNA, 357 nt
Organism: Loa loa (African eye worm)
Lineage: Eukaryota; Metazoa; Nematoda; Chromadorea; Rhabditida; Onchocercidae
Exons: 4
Coding region: 1-357 (118 amino acids)
Source: RefSeq, a predicted model, not a curated record
AUGCCGAAAGAUAUGAAUACGAUUUCACAUCGAGAUUUUCAAAGUAACAUAAACCAAAUCAGUGGUCCGCAGCGAUGUUCUCAUUUCAUGGUUUCCGUAGGCCACGUCAUUGUCGCCCAGCGAGGACUAUGGACGGAUUUAGCUGGUCGUGGUCUGUUAACUUUGAAACUGUCUGGUUGUGGCGCUUUUGUUGUAGUUGUGGUUAUGUUACUACUGGUCGGUAUUCUAAUUCGAUUGCAGCGGAAGUCCACGGUUUUGGGCAAUUUUGGCACUAAUUAUCUGUGGCUUAGUUUUCCAGCAAAGCUUAGUCCAUCUGUACAGCAUUUUCUUCGUUUGUUUGUUUUGUUUGAUACGUGA